CAGGCUGUGGCCGUGGAACAUCUCAGUCGCUGUGUGGAGAGAUUUGACGGAGGGAUCCUCCUGUGCGUGGACCGUCACUGCGCUGCCUGCAACCCACUGCCUGCUCACACACACACACACACACACACGGAGGCAUGUAAUGGCUGGGUGAAAUCCGGACGUGUGGAUAAAAAAAAAAAACACGCAUGUGAAUAUAUAUAUUAUUAUUUUUUAUUUAUUUUUGCAUGUCAGCAGAGGAGGAGGAGGAGGAAUUGGUCGCCGGCGCCGCGGCUGCUCGUCUUUUUUUUUUUCUUCUUCUUCUUAUCGCUUCUCUCUCCCUCCUCAUGUCACUCUAAUUAAUCGGAGGCAUGUGGAAUCGCACCAGGAUUAGGAAUUGCUUCCCAAUAGUGUGCCUGCUGUUGACGUUAUGGACCAAGGUGUCCCAGUCAACCGGCUAUUUCGAGCUGCAGCUGAUCUCGGUGGAGAAUGUAAACGGCGAGCUGGCGGACGGGGAGUGCUGCGACGGCACCCGGAGCUCGCAGGACCUGCGCUGCACCCGCGACGAGUGCGACACUUACUUCAAAGUGUGCCUGAAGGAGUACCAGAUGGAGGUCACCACCAGCGGGGCCUGCACGUUUGGAGCUGGAUCUACGCAAGUUCUCGGUGGAAAUAUGCUUUCUUUUAAGAGCGCCAAGAAUAACGCGAAUAAAAUGGACGAGGCUGGCAAAAUUUUGAUCCACUUCCAGUUCGCGUGGCCGCGGACGUACACGUUGAUCGUAGAAGCCUGGGACUGGGACAACGCCACACGCACCAAUGAGGAGGAGCUGCUGAUCGAGCGCAGCUCUCACACCGGCAUGAUCAACCCCGGUGACCCCUGGCAGACCAUCCUGUACGACGGCCCCGUGGCUCGGCUCGUCUAUCGCAUCCGCGUGCGGUGCGACGACAACUACUACGGCAACAAGUGCAACAAGCUGUGCGUGCCCCGCGACGACUACUUCGGUCACUACCGCUGUGAGCCGUCGGGGGCUCAGGUGUGUCUGGACGGCUGGAUGGGACCCGACUGCCGCACAGCGAUCUGCAAACAAGGAUGCAACCUGUUACACGGCGGCUGCUCUUCCCCAGGGGAAUGCAAGUGUAACUACGGCUGGCAGGGCCAAUUCUGUGAUGAAUGUUUUCUCUACCCUGGCUGCGUCCACGGCACCUGCAACCUGCCGUGGCAGUGCAACUGUGAGAGGAACUGGGGAGGCCUGCUCUGCGAUAAAGAUCUGAAUUACUGCGGUCGCCACCAGCCGUGCGUCAACGGCGGAACCUGCAUGAACACAGAACCGGACGAGUACGACUGCGUGUGUCCACAGGGCUACUCCGGAAAGACCUGUGAGAUCGCUGAACAUGCCUGUGAGUCCAAUCCCUGCGCCAACAGCGGCACCUGCCACGAGGUUCCUGCAGGGUUCGAGUGCCAGUGUCUGCCAGGGUGGGAGGGUCCGACCUGCGCCAAGAAUUUGGACGAGUGUGCGUCCAGUCCCUGUGCUCGGGGAGGAACCUGCAUUGACAAGGAGGACGGCUUCGAGUGUGUGUGUCCACCACAGUGGGAGGGGAAGACUUGCCAGAUUGAUGCAAAUGAGUGCGCAGAAAAACCCUGCGUGAACGCUUUCUCUUGCAAAAACUUGAUUGGCGGAUAUCACUGCAACUGUUUUCGGGGAUGGUCUGGACAAAAGUGUGACAUCAAGAUGAACAGCUGCCAUGGUCAGUGCCAGAAUGGAGCAACAUGCAAGGAGGGAGCGAGAGGCUACCACUGCCAGUGUCCACCAGGCUUCGUGGGCACCCACUGUGAAAUCCAGAGGAAUAAAUGUGACGGCAGGCCGUGCCAGAACGACGGCCAGUGCCACGCAGUGCUGGACGGCUUCGUGUGCGAGUGCCUGCCAGAGUUUGGCGGACAGCUGUGUGAGAUUCCGACCUGGUCUCCCUCCGACUCCUGUGAUCCGAGCCCGUGCGAGAACGAGGCCAAGUGUCACAGCAUCAACCAGGACUUCUACUGCGCGUGUCCCGAAGGCUACGAGGGCAAAACCUGCGAGCGUCUCAAAGACAACUGUCACACUACUCCGUGUCAAGUGAUUGACAGCUGCACUGUUGCCGUGGCGACCAAUGACUCGGCCAGAGUGCGACACAUCUCUUCCAACGUGUGUGGGCCGCGAGGACGAUGCGUGAGUCAGCCGACGGGCAACUUUACCUGCAUCUGCGACCCAGGAUUCAGCGGCAUCUACUGUCACGAGAACGUUAACGACUGCAUCAGCAGCCCCUGCAGAAACGGUGGCACCUGCAUCGACGGCGUGAACUACUUCCAGUGCUUCUGUCCCGACGGCUGGGAGGGCCGACUCUGCGACCACAAUGUCAACGAGUGCAGACACAACCCGUGCAAGAACGGCGGCCACUGCGUCGACCUGGUGAACGACUUCUACUGCGAGUGUGCCGACAACUGGAAGGGCAAGACCUGUCAUUCCCGUGAGAGCCAGUGUGACCCGACCACCUGCAGUAACGGAGGCACGUGCUAUGACCACGGCGAUGCCUUCCGCUGUGCGUGUCCACCCGGGUGGGGAGGAAACACGUGCAACACAGCAAAGAACAGCACGUGCGCCUCCAGUCCUUGUUCCAACGGAGGCACAUGUGUGGGAGGAGGAGACACUUUCACCUGCAUCUGCAAAGACGGCUGGGAGGGACCCACCUGCGACCAGAAUAUAAACGACUGCAACCCUCAUCCAUGUUACAACGGCGGUAUCUGCGUGGAUGGAGUCAACUGGUUCCGGUGCGAGUGCGCUCCUGGUUUCGCCGGACCAGACUGCAGAAUCAACAUAAACGAGUGCCAGUCUUCACCCUGUGCCUACGGCGCCACAUGUGUGGAUGAGAUCAAUGGCUUCCGGUGCAUCUGUCCUCUGGGUCGAACAGGAGCUCGGUGCCAGGAGUUUAUAGGCAUCGGGAAGAACUGCCACUACGCCGGACUGCAGUUUCCCCACGGCAGCCGCUGGGAGGAGGAGUGCAACAACUGUCACUGCAUCAACGGCAAAGUGGACUGUACCAAGGUGUUGUGCGGUCGUCGUCCGUGCCUGCUCCAGUCGUCGGGUGAGGAGCCGAGGGAGAAGUCCUGCCCGGCCGGACGGGAGUGUCUGAAGCACAACUACUUCACCUGCUUCUCCCCUCCGUGCCACCAGUGGGGGGUUUGCUCCGUGGCCGGUUCCUCGCUCCCACAAGUCACCACCAAGUGCCAGCCAAACAGCGGGCAUUUGGACAACAGCUGUGUCCGCAUGACACUUGUCUUCAACAGAGACAGAGUACCACCAGGAACAACGGUGGAGAACAUCUGCUACGAGCUGACGUAUCUUCCCGGCAUCCGAGUUUUGGCAAAGGACCACGCCCUCCUUCUCCUCUGUGACGUCUCGCACUCAGAUCGGGACGCCGUGGAGGUGGCGAUAUCUUUCCACCCAGAAGAUCUCCAGGACCACAGUCUGAUCAGGAUGGUAGCCAGUGUUAUAGAAGGCACGCUGUCACGGCGGCACAACAACACCAUAAUCCUGGCGGUGACUGAGGUCAGAGUGGAGUCGCAGGUCAUUAAAUCCUCAGUGGAUUACCUGGUGCCUUUACUGUGCGUGGUCUUCUGCCUGCUCUGCCUCUUCUGCAUCAUCGUGUGCGUCUGGUGGACGCGCAAGCGGAGAAAAGAGCGCGAGAGGAGCGCCCGAUCUUCCGCGGACGAAAGCGUGAACAACCAGUGGGAGCCGCUCCCGCUCGUCACGGGACGUCAGCAGCAGCAGCAGCAGCAGCAGCAGCUGCUGAAGGAGAGCAACAGGGAGGCCGAGCAGGAGCGCAAAAAGCUCAUGGGCUCCUCCUAUCGGACGUGUGACGAAGGGGAGGAGGAGGAUGAGGAGGAGGAGAUGGAAGGCGAGCUUGAGCUCGAGGAGGAGUGCGGUGGAGCCGAGGCGGGAAAGCAGCCGGUUUAUAAGUACUCUAAGACUGCAGUGCAGUCCAGCGGGGCCGUGAUCUGCACCCUGCACAGCUCCAGUUCAGCCUUCAAAGCGCCGCACCGGACCCCGAGCUACAGCCCCAAAGACAACCGCUGGAAAAACGUCAGUGGCGUCUUGACGGGUCAGAAAGACCACAGAGACCACUGUGUAUAAGAAAUGUCACAACAGAACUCGCGGCGUUGCAAGCGAGACGAGCUAAUUCUUAUUUUCAGACUACUUUUGGAAAGAGAGUAAAAGAGGCUUGUGUGUUUUCAGCAAGUCGCUCUUUGUUUUUCGAUGUUUUCGUCACUGUCACCUGAAGCCAUUUUUUUCUCUUUUGUUGGGUUCAGGAGGCUAGAGCACAGUGAACGUCCUUUUUCUUUGUUUGUUUGUUUGUUUUGUUUUUGCUUCUGUUGGCUUAUUUUUCUUUCAUUAUGUACAGAAGGAGCUGAUGUGUAACAGUUUGUUUUUUUCCACGAGUCAAGAGAAGCUCUCUGCAAUUCUUUUCGGUUUUUGCGUUGAUGGGUUUGUGACCGUUUAAGAGGCGGCGAUGAAUCACGAAAAAAGGAGAAGCGACAACAACAAACUUUGUAUAAAGAUUUUUGUUUUUGUUGUUGUUUACAGAUUAUGAUUUAGUUUAAAAUAGUCAGUGGGCUCCUGUUGAGUGUCUGCAGUGGGGGUGGGGGGGUGGGGACAGAUACACAAUAAAGGGACGGUAGAGGACGGGGAUUUAAGGGGAAACGACGUCCCCUUUUUUGCUCCGUGUCUUUGCAGCUUUGCCCGCCUGUGGCCGUCAUGCGCCAGCCUUACCAAAACACUUGGCCUGGAGGGGGAGAGGGGACAGAAAACCCCAGUGCCUACUAUGUGGCCUUCCAUUGUUUUUGUUUUUGUUGUUUUUUUUUUCUCUCUCCUGUCUCUCAGUUGUCUCGGCUGAAAGAGUUUAUUUGUUGUUGUUUUUUGUUUUUUUUGCAGUAUUUGAGUUGGUAGCAAGUGCCUUUUCUACGAGCCGCGUUGAGACGGCUCAGCCCCCAAGUUUGACCUCGUCGUUCUCGAAAAUCUCCCAAAAAAAAGAAAAAAAAAGGGACGCAACAGAGUUGUACAUUCAGAGAGUUCAAUGUCCACAGCAACGCCACUCAAGGUAUUUGAUCAAAGCAGAAAUGAAUACUCUGUACAUAACGUGUAAAUACUAAAGGAGUCGCUGUGUAUAUUUGAAAUAAGUAACUUAAAGACAAGUCACACAUUUUUAUUAUUAUUAUUAUUAUUAUUAUUGUUAUUAUGAUUAUUAUAAUUUUUCUUUUUUUACAAUGCCAUUCCUUUUAUUUAUGCCAGUUGAAAUAGGCAGGUUUUAUAUAACACUUCAUAUCCAGUCCCACAGUUAAGAACCUUUACAGUGAGGUACCACCACGAAGGGAUUUGUGAAGGGUUUAAAAAUGGUUUCACACGCAUCAGUAAAUCUGACGCUUUUUUUGAUUGCAAAAUCAUCACUCCUGCUCUUCCAAAUUAUGAUUUGAUCCCAGAGAGUCACCCCGUUUCUUUUAUCUUUACUCGUAUAUUAAUUUAUUACGUUUUUGUUUUUUUUAAAGGACCAGCCAUUUCUAAAAACCCGUCACAAACCCCUUUUUUUGUUACGUUUCAGGUGCCUUUAAUGUAUCGAGUCAACACGUUACUUUGUGUGUAAUCGAUGAUCCUCUCUUUUUUAUGUUGUUGGUUUGUUUUCAUUAUUAAGGAAAGUUAACACUUUAAAAAAGGAAAAAAAAAAAAAGAAAAAACAUUGUGUGGUGUAACGUGGCGUGUUUUAUUCGCCUGCUCUCCUUCUCUCUCACUUUUGCGAUAAAAAACUGACGGAGAAUUCAAAAAUCUAUCGAAAAAACAAUAAAAAACCGAGUCCACCACAGUCAAAAUGUGGACGUCACGCAUUCAGCUUCAUGUUUGGUUUCAAGGCUUUAAUGAAGGGAACAAUAUUUGCAGAUGGUGUUACUUUUGGCGCAAAACCACGCAAAUGUCCUUUUUUUUGUUUUCAUUUCUUUAUUCUUUUUUUUUUUUUUAAUUUACCAACUCAGUUCUAAAAUCACAAAGUUUUACUCCCCCCCUUUCAUAUCAUGUCUUUGUCUCAGAGCACCAUCAUAUUUUCUGUAAAUGGGACACGGCAAAAAUUAAAGAAUUAAAGAUGCAUCACUGCUGGUGUUAAAAAGCUGAAUAAUGCAUAUUGUAUACAUUUUAUUCCUCGAGGGGACGUCAAGUUCAUUUUUGUACAAAGUGGGAAAAAAAAAGAAAAAGAGAGAAAAGAAAAAAAGGUUUCCAUUCUUUUUUUAGUGGAUGUUUAAUUGUUCUAAAUAAUCAUCCCAGUUAUUUAUUAAAAGCAGUUUUGACACA
Molecule: messenger RNA, 6341 nt
Organism: Solea senegalensis (Senegalese sole)
Lineage: Eukaryota; Metazoa; Chordata; Actinopteri; Pleuronectiformes; Soleidae
Gene: jag2b
Product: jagged canonical Notch ligand 2b
Exons: 26
Coding region: 348-4142 (1264 amino acids)
Biological process (GO): multicellular organism development; establishment or maintenance of epithelial cell apical/basal polarity; heterophilic cell-cell adhesion
Cellular component (GO): protein-containing complex; plasma membrane
Molecular function (GO): calcium ion binding; Notch binding
Source: RefSeq, a predicted model, not a curated record